UAAUAAUAAAUUUAAUAAUUUCAGAAAAAAAGGAAAAGAAAGCAACCUUCAAAAUCGUCUAAUCCAAACUCUCAGGCCUCAAAAACUUCAACACUUCAAAUAACCAAAACAUGAUUUUCUUGGAUGAUUCUCCCUCUCACCCACCAAUUAAAAUUUCUUGAUGUUUCUUUAAUUUGUUGAAAAGGCUUUCUUUUUUUCUUUUUUCUUGAAAUAGAGGAGGGGAUAAUUAAGAUUCAAGAAAGAAACAAGAAUGUCAAUUAUAGCAGCGAAUUCCCACAUUUUGUACAGAGAAGCAGUCUAUAAUUACCAACAGCAGCAGCUGCAGUUACGAAGUAGCAGCGGUGGGAGUUGCUGCUCCAGCUUUUUAGUGCAAAGAACUUGUGGAUUCUUUGAUCUUAGAAAUGGAAAACCAAAAGGGAUUUCCAAAAGAGACAUGAAACUCGAAGCUUUUUGGGCUGAUAUGACAGAACCCACAUCUGUAGAGAUGGAAGCCAUCAACGAUUCUGAUCAGCUCGAUCAAAUCCUAAUCCAAGCGCAGCAACUCUCACAGCCUAUUCUCAUUGACUGGAUGGCUUCUUGGUGUCGAAAAUGCAUCUAUUUGAAGCCCAAGUUAAAGAAAUUGGCCGCUGAAUUUGAUACCAAGAUAAAGUUUUACUAUGUGGACGUGAACAAGGUACCACAAGCUCUAGUCAAGCGUGGAAACAUCUCAAAAAUGCCCACAAUUCAGCUAUGGAAGGAUGGAGAGAUGAAAGCAGAGGUAAUUGGAGGGCACAAGGCUUGGCUUGUGAUUGAAGAAGUGAGAGAAAUGAUCCAAAAAUUCAUAUGAUAAUUGUAUGUAAUAUCUUCAUUUCUCUUCUAGUUAAGCAUAUGUAUAUAAGAAUUCUUUCCAUCUAUUUUUAUAAGGGUUUUUCUUAUUAAAAAGAAAAAGGGAACAAGUCUAGUUAUCUGCAAUUUUGAUGUAAAGAGUACUACUACUGCCAUUUUUCUUGAGGGAUUAUACAUGCAAUACACAGAUAUUUAUGGGUCUCAAAA
Molecule: messenger RNA, 1032 nt
Organism: Jatropha curcas
Lineage: Eukaryota; Viridiplantae; Streptophyta; Magnoliopsida; Malpighiales; Euphorbiaceae
Gene: WCRKC1
Product: WCRKC thioredoxin 1
Cellular component (GO): chloroplast stroma
Source: RefSeq, a predicted model, not a curated record